This is a messenger RNA of Cottoperca gobio, 5043 nucleotides long. It is a transcript of the gene zbtb2b, whose product is annotated as zinc finger and BTB domain containing 2b. Gene Ontology annotation, biological process: regulation of transcription by RNA polymerase II. The record is from RefSeq and is a predicted model, not a curated record. Gene Ontology annotation, molecular function: protein binding; DNA-binding transcription factor activity, RNA polymerase II-specific. The coding region runs from base 438 to 2030 and encodes 530 amino acids. The transcript has 3 exons. NCBI's taxonomy places the organism in Eukaryota, Metazoa, Chordata, Actinopteri, Perciformes, Bovichtidae. Gene Ontology annotation, cellular component: nucleus.
ACACACGUAUACUACACUCACACUUCGGUUUCAUGUUUAACGUGAUGUUAACGGCAGAGGCAGACUACCAUACUGUGAGUCAGCGUAGCUGUUAAUGUUCAAACUCACCGGCUGUCAAAAAAAGCUGGCGAGCGGGGGUUGAUUCACGGCAGUUAGACAGUGCGGGAAAUUAACGUUAACGCAACCGCCCCCUUGCUCAACGGAUUUUACAACGGCUGUUUUUCGGCUGUUUUUUACCCACAGUCAUGUGAUUGUAACGUAAAACCCCUAACCGGAAAACAACGACGGACGACCCUCUCCGCCGCCAACGAAUGCUGCGUUUGCAAGGAACAGUAGAAGCCGCUGCGAGCCCAGAGAGGACGGACGAGUCCCCGGUAACAAACAAACAACGGUGACACGGCAAACUCCACGGAUUUAAGCGGAGUGCAGGUUGAAGAAUGGAGUUGGCCAACCAUGGUCUUAUCCUGCUGCAGCAGCUUAACGCUCAGAGGGAGUUUGGCUUCCUGUGCGACUGCACUGUGGCUAUAGGAGAUGUCUUUUUCAAAGCCCACAAAGCUGUCCUCGCUGCCUUCUCCAACUACUUCAGAAUGCUCUUCAUUCAUCAGGACAGUGACUGUGUGCGCCUGAAGGCCGCUGACAUACAGCCAGACAUCUUCAGCUACCUCCUCAACCUGAUGUACACAGGCAAGCUUGCACCCCAGCUGAUAGACCCUGCACGGCUGGAGCAGGGGGUCCGAUUCCUGCAUGCCUAUCCACUCUUGCAGGAAGCCAGCCAGUCUGUGUAUUCACACUCUGAGCAGCACAGCAUCAACCUUUCCACCUCCCUCUACGGCAUCCAGAUCUCUGACCAACAGGUAGGGCUAUCGGCUAGAUUGCCCACUCGACGGCAGCUCUCCUCACCUUUUGACAUGGAGCAGCUGAGCUCAGAGGGGAAGUUUCCGUCCAUGCCAGUCGCCACAGCUUCCUACGCAAAUUCCUUACUGUCCAAGCUAACUUCCUCACCCCAAGACAUGGAGGCCUCAACCAGUGGCACCAAGCCUGCAGUUGAGGAGGGGGGAAUGGACUUGCUAAGUGCAGAUGGUUCCACAAUCAGUGCCAUCCUCCAUGUAAAGCCCAGCAUCAUGAAGAGGAGUUCCUCCUUCAGGAAGCAUUACUCCUGUCACCUGUGCAGGAGUCGAUUCAAUCAGAGAAGCCUGCUGAGAGAACAUCUCUUCCAACACACCCAGGCUCUAAAGCAGGCGCCAGCAGAGCCCAGCAAUGCACUCUCACCUGUCAGGACCAGAGAACAAAGCAUGCUAGAGUUAGAGGGGGUCCUGAAGGGAUGCAAGUCAGGGUCGAGUGCCUCGGCUGCCACUACAGCAGUAGAGAUAAUCAGCGACAACGAGCAAACGCCUGUUUCAGGUACCAACUCAGACUCUCCCCGAGCAGAGGUGUCCACGUCCAGCUGGGGGGUGGGAGGAUUAAAUUCUCAGGCAGACACACCACCCCCGUCAGACAUUGCGGACAUCGACAACCUGGAGAGUGCCGACUUGGACAGGGAAGUCAAGCGGCGGAAGUACGAGUGUUCCACCUGCGGCCGGAAGUUUAUUCAAAAGAGCCACUGGCGCGAACAUAUGUACAUCCACACGGGCAAGCCCUUUAAAUGCAGCGCGUGUGGGAAGAGCUUCUGCCGAGCCAACCAGGCAGCCCGCCACGUGUGCCUGAACCAGGGGGUCGACUCCUACACCAUGGUGGACCGUCAGAGCAUGGAGCUGUGCGCUGCAGGCGACGACAGCAGCCAGAUGGAGGCGAUGUUCUUGGGUUCGUCAAAGCCUUAUAAGUGUAACAUUUGUGCGACCACCUUCUCCAGUCCUAAUGAGGUGAUCAAACACUUGUGCUUUACUCAAGGGGGAUUAGUGGGGCUGCAGGGAAACGCAGGCGCAGGGAUGCUGCUCCAGCGUGAAGAGUUCUCCAAAGAUGAAGGCUCUGAUUUGUCCAACUCUGGCACGCCACUAGAACCCAUAAAGACUGAGGAAAUCCUUGUAGAGUAGUGCCAAAAUUGUGUAUUUGUUCUUUUAAACAUGUACGUUUACUUUCUAAAUUAUGGUUAAUAGGUAAGCUAAAGGUGAAGUUAGUCAGGGUAUGCAUGUUUAAGGUCUUUUUCUUUCUUUUUUGGCCUUGAGUAUGACAACAGUGGAGAACAGUCGGACAUCAUUAGAAAAGCAAAUAUCAACAUUUGACUCGAGGCUAAGUUAAAUACCAAUGAGGGAGAUAAAGUAACUAUUACAUUGUUACGUCUCAUCAUUUUAUUGUUCGUGUAAAUUGGUAUUAAACUCUCAUAUGUCAGGUUGUUGCACAUAGAUUUUUCUUAACAGCUAAAGUUGUGGUAAGGCUGCACAGGCAGACUUUGAGUAUAAGAGGAAAGGGAAGCUGAGACAGUUCCGGAGACAGCAUGUUGUGAGAGGAGUUUUCUGUACUAGAUGUUUGGAGGAGAAAGAGUUACUACUAACAAUCCCUCUGGAGCUGCACAGAAGAGUUGUGUCUUCAUGGUCAUAAAUAAAAGGUUUAUUCUGCAGAUCAGGUAUGAAUUAUAAUUCCAGUUUAAAGCACACAAGAUAUUCAGACCUGAGACAAUCUGUGCUCUUUUUUUGAGUAGAUGCCCAAUAUGCAGGAAAGUACAUUUGUCUUCCAUAAUGCAAUGUUUUGGUUGGCUGUUUGGCUCAGCAAAAUUAAUAACUUGAAAUGUAAAGAAAUGACCAUUAUAUGCAUCCUUCUCAGCAACCAGUUUUACACUUUUUUUUUUGUUGACUGCUGAGUGUGAAUAUGUUUCCAAUGUCAUUACACCUAAUUAAAGCACAAUCGCUCGUCAUAAUAAGAGUUUGGCUACUGAAAAUUGGUCACAACAAGCUAGAGGAUUCAGUGUGUUUACAGUUGAGCCACUUCUUUUUUACUUUCUCAUUUUAACUUAUGUUGUAUGACUGUUUGGUUACUGAUUGAAGAAGCAACAUGUUCCAUUCAGACUCGCAUACCUUGAUGGGAAGCUGUUCUUGUUUUCAUAUAAUUUGCUUCACUCUACGGUUUUUUGUUUUUUUACAUGCAUUUCUAAUUCUAUAUACAAUGCUAUAUUUACAAAGAUUACUUUAUAUUGCAAAGAUUAUAUUAUUAGACAAAUAGCUUUCAAAAAUAGGAUUACAUUUGGUUUAGCAAAAGUAUGUAUUAGGGAUGGGCAUGAUACGUGUAUGGUUUAAUUUCUUCAAGAAAUAGGUUUGAAUUAAAAAGAUUAUUUGGGAUUUUAAGUUUUAGGUGCCAAAUUUGUGCCAAUUGCAAAGCUUCUAAUUCAUUUUGUGCAAAGGGAAACAUAUUCUAUAUAUUGUUAAGACCUUCUGACAUCUGUGUUCUUUAGGAAAUCAGAAAAAGAAGUAGUUGCAACAGUAGUCCUUUUUUAUAGAAAGAAUAUGCAGAAGAACAUGUUGUAGUGUAAAUGAUGCAGAGGUAGAGUUUGAAUGCUCCACCUGUUGGUAGCUUUAAUAAGAAAUAUGAAAUGACAGGGUGAUAUCUCUAAAUACUUGACUGCCUGGAUACAUAUAUGUAAUGGAAUAUAUAAUAUGCUAUUAGUUAUAACUUACAAGAACAUCAAUUAUUUGUGAUAACACAAACUUUCUAACUACUGAUGACUGGAAAUUAUGCAAAACUCUUUACAUACAUGUCCAGUUAAUGUGAUUCAUGGUGAAACAUGUCACGUGCAAAAGAAGCACAAGUAGCAUAAUACAGGUAGUUUAGAAACAAAAUUCUCAAAUAGGCCCCUUUCAGGCUGAGAUAGUCAAGUUUAUGCAAAUUUAGAAAACAUCAGUGUCUUCAGUUUUUUAUUUUUUUAUACUUACACAUUUUAAUGAUAUUUUAGGGAGACAUGUAAAACUGUCUUAAUUUUGUAAUUGAUUCUUUUAGUGGGAAAUAAAUGUUUCAUUGUAUUGCUAUUGCAACAACAUUGGCUGUUUUUCCUGCAAAAAUAAUCAACCCAUAAGGCUGCAAAAUCCAAAAAAUGACAAGAUUAACAUUUAAACAUUUGUCCUCCACAGCAGCGAUAGCUGGUCAUCUGAGAGAACAAUCUAACAAUUCAGAAGACUUAUGAUAAUAUAAUUUGCAAUAUUAUUUUAAAGCAGAGUUGUUAAUUAAGCCUCACAGAAGCUCAUUCAUGUGUAUUUUGUAUAAUAAGUAUUUUUAAAUGUGUCUUUUUUUUGGAUUCAUUGACUUAAUUUUGUGAAAAUAUUAAAGAUGCCCAUCCUUAGUAUGUUUAAUAUGUGUAGUUUUUUUUCUUCUUUUGUGCCAAUUUCCACCAUCCUCAAGUACAGGUAUUUGACAGUGAGGAUGAAGCCCAGUUCCAAUUCAGUUUAAGUGGGAUUUCUUGUACUUUUAAAUUCCACUAUAUUAAGUAUUGAAUCGCAGUUACUGCUUUGAUACAAUGAGGCCUGCGUUAAGCUAGGUGGAGCUGUUUGGUCUACUCAGGUCUAGUGAGGCUGUCAAAUUUGAAGUAAUAUCUUUCCUAGUGUUUUUGUGUUGUGGUUACCAAUCAUAUGACCAUCUUUGCCAUUAAUCAAUAUCCCUUCACAUAAAAAAAACAACAAAUGUCUGUGAAUGUAAUCUUACGAGUGUUUAGUGUUGACAAACUUCUUGUUUGUAUCUUUAGUCAAGCUUGUUUUGUUGAGGCAACUGAACCGCUGUACUACUGACAUUCAUUUCUCAGAGCUCAAUUGAGUCUCAUAAAUUAGUACAUAUUUAUGAAGUCCUAAUCCUUGUAUGUGUUCUUUUGCCACACCAGUCUUGUAAUUUAAUGGUUUGUGUAUGUGAGUUGAAACAUCUCAGUAUCUCAGGGAGAUGAGAAGUUUGACAUUUGUCUUUUCUAACCAAACAAUAAUUUCAAACCCAUGAUCGUACUCCUUAUUGCCCAACUGACAUCUACUGUGAUCAAUUUGUGUUCUCAGGAAUGUGAGUUAUUUUCUGUAUACAACUUUGUUUAGUUUUUUUGAAUGAAGAAUGAACAAUAAAAACAUGUCUUUUUUAUAGUUA